This is a messenger RNA of Ctenocephalides felis (cat flea), 884 nucleotides long. Its product is annotated as solute carrier family 2, facilitated glucose transporter member 10-like. Gene Ontology annotation, molecular function: transmembrane transporter activity. The coding region runs from base 3 to 884 and encodes 293 amino acids. NCBI's taxonomy places the organism in Eukaryota, Metazoa, Arthropoda, Insecta, Siphonaptera, Pulicidae. Gene Ontology annotation, biological process: transmembrane transport. The transcript is spliced from 5 exons. The record is from RefSeq and is a predicted model, not a curated record. Gene Ontology annotation, cellular component: membrane.
UAAUGCUGCUGAUGUCUUUAUUUUCAACCAUUAGCUACAUAGUUCUUACUUAUAUGAGCUUUUCUCGAAUAUCAUGGAGAUCUGAGUUUGGAUUGACAUCUGUUGUAUCUGUUGUAACUUUUGUGCUAUUACUAUUGCUUCCAAGAACAAAUUAUAAUUUGAAAAAUGGACAACAAACUGCAAAUCUCACACCUUCGAAAUAUAGCUCUAACACCAUACAAACAAUUAUUCUUGGAAUUUCAUUAGUUGUUUUAUGUGAAAUGAUGGGCCAUGCUACUGUAAGAUACUAUUCGACCAUAAUAUUGGGGAUGUUUGGGGUGUGCUCAAAAUAUCAACAGAAUAUGGCAGUGAUAAUAUUAAAUCACUUGAGGGCUGUAACAACUGCAAUUUUAAUGUUCACGAUAGAUAAAAUAGGUAGACGUUCUUCUUUAAUACUUGGGACAGCAAUAAUGGCCAUCACUUUGCCAUUACUAGGCAUUUUAUCAUUUAAUGACUCAUAUGACAACUCAUUAAAUUUACAAGAAUUCAGGGAAAAUUCUUGGAUGAAUGAAAAUACAUUACAAAAUUGCCAUAGAGUACUUAUUGGUAUGGACAUGAGCUAUGUAAUUGAGCCUGAAUUUAUUACACAUAAACAGAAAAAGUUAACUCAUUUGUCAUUAAUGGAAGAUAAAACUCCUUAUCCAUUUUUGCCGACUCCACUUGCAAUGACGGCUGAAACUCAAACAGCUAACACUAUCGACUUUUUGUUUGAUUGCAAUCAUAAUAAUGGUCCAUGGUCGGAUGAUUCUGUGCCAUCUAAAGCAGCUAAAUUAAUAUUAAUAUUCUUAUAUGAAUCUGGAAAUAUACAUUUUCAAUAUCCGGAAUAUUUUUCCUUCAUUGUGUAG